AUGAUGAUACCGCUAAUGUCAAUCGAUUCAAUAUCGAUCGAUAAUCACACACCUGGACAACAAACAAACACUCCCAACAACUCAACGACAACCACCACCACUCCAACAACACUAACCCCAACAUCUUCACAAUUUAACAUAUCAAUUAAUAACAAUACCAAUAAUAAUAAUAAUAAUACAUCUGGACAUGUAACACCAAAUGGAGGAGGUACUCCAACAUCAAGUUUCCUUCAUCCAUUAUCAAACAUUUCAUCUGCAACUGGAACUGGAACCAUUUCAUCUGCGAAUCAAUCAUAUCUUUCAGCGAUUGCAAUGAAUGCAACAUCGAAACAAAAACAAGAAAAAGAUAGAGAUAAAGAAAGAGAUAGAGAUUUACAGGAAUCAGGAACGACAUCAAACUACUACACAAUUACAAUACUAUCAAAGGAUUUUAGACAUUCGAAACUCUAUUUCACUAGUCAGAUGCUGAGAGACAGCCUGAUGGACACGAUCGUUUUCCACUCUCGCACCAAACUAGAGAGAAUACUGAAACACAUAGAGACAAACCGACAGCUUCAACAAAAGAUUGCUCACGACAACAUGAAUUUGGAGGUGGAAGAUAGAAUUGACCAUAUCGAUAAAUUCGAGUAUUACGGUGUUUUCGAAGAGCCUCUGCCCUAUUUGUUUGCACAUGUUUUCCGACUGCCCGCUGACGCCCUGCAGCUGGCAGAAGACGGCUGGCAAAUCUACUCACCAAAGAGGGAGUACGCUCGCUUCGGAAUAAGCGAAGAUAGCAACAAUAGUACACGUUGGCGAUUCACCAAUAUAAACAAGGAUUUCAAGAUGUCCGCAACCUAUCCGUCGUCGUUGGUCGUCUCCAAAACUCUGACCGAUCAACAACUGGAAAAAGUAUUUGGAUAUCGAAGUAAAGGACGUAUUCCUGCGCUGGUCUGGAGGAAUCCAUUGACUGGUGCUGUCAUUGUGCGUUGUAGUCAACCGCUAGUAGGACUAUCGAGUGCUCGUUGCGUAGAAGACGAACUGUAUCUCAGUGACUUGGCGACGAAAUCGUCAAACAUCUACCUACUUGAUGCACGUCCAAAGUUGAAUGCCAUUGCCAAUACAGCGAAUGGUGCAGGUUUCGAAAACAUUGCAAACUAUCCGAAUUUAUCGAUCUGGACCGAUGUCAAUAAGAAUCUACCAUAUUUCAGUAAUCCAUUCUAUCAAUCACAACAAGAAGGUAUUGUUUUGCGACCAAAUCUAAAUCUACGUUGUAUUGAACCGUGGAAAGCACUCUAUCAACGAACAGACUCACAAAAUACAUAUAUUCACAAUCUAUGGAUGAUUCAAUCACAUCAACAAUUGAAAUCAUCAACAUCGAUAUCAACAACAAACAAUCAAUCUCAAUCUCAAUCUCAAUCUCAACAACAACAACAACAACCUAUCACAAUAUCCAACAAUUCACCUUAUUUACCUGCGACUGCCACUUCAGCUCAUUCACCAUCAAUAACACCUACACCAUCACCACCAGCCACUAUCAGUAGAAGCAGUAAUGUACAGCGAACAUCGAGAUGUCAUAAGAAAUCAUAUUCCAACAACUCUACUUCAUUCGAUGUGAAGAGUAAUCAAUCUUUCUAUAACAAUGAGAAUAAUAACAAUAGUAACAAUAGCAAUAGUAGUAAUAGUAAUCUGACGAAAUCCGAAAGUUCAACAAGCAGCAACAAAUCAAGCUCCAAUCCAGGUAUUCUCUUUAUAAGAAGUAAUGAACACUCCAAAAGUCAGAACUCUCAGAAACAACAUUUCCUCGCAUCACAUCGUCCACCCAGUAAAGAUCCAUCACCCAAAACAUCGAUGUCAUCGAUGAGUUCACUUGCACAAUCGCUACCCAGUAACCACCAAUCAACAAUAACAACAUCACUCACAGUUAACAAUUCCGAUUUUCAUUUAGGUGGUCCAUUAAUAUAA
Molecule: messenger RNA, 1941 nt
Organism: Heterostelium album PN500
Lineage: Eukaryota; Evosea; Eumycetozoa; Acytosteliales; Acytosteliaceae
Exons: 2
Coding region: 1-1941 (646 amino acids)
Source: RefSeq, a predicted model, not a curated record